Molecule: messenger RNA, 1283 nt
Organism: Tupaia belangeri chinensis (Chinese tree shrew)
Lineage: Eukaryota; Metazoa; Chordata; Mammalia; Scandentia; Tupaiidae
Product: arylacetamide deacetylase-like
Exons: 5
Coding region: 22-1221 (399 amino acids)
Cellular component (GO): membrane
Molecular function (GO): carboxylic ester hydrolase activity
Source: RefSeq, a predicted model, not a curated record
GAGAGGCACAGCAGCUACAGCAUGGGAAGAAAAUCACUGUAUCUUCUGAUUGUGGGGAUCCUUGCAGCCUGUUAUAUUUAUACGCCUCUCCCCGAUAACACUGAAGAGCCAUGGAAAAUGAUGUGGUUGAACACAUAUCAGAAAACUAUAGCAUAUUUGGCUUCAUUUGUUGAGCUGCUUGGACUGAACCAUUUUAUGGAUACUUUUAAUACCAUCAUGAGUGUAAAUGACGUCCCACCUACCUCAGAUGAAAAUGUCACUGUGACCGAGACAAAAUUCAACAACAUUCCUGUUCGUGUAUACGUGCCAAAGAGGAAGUCAGAAGCACUAAAGAGGGGUGUGUUUUACAUCCAUGGUGGAGGCUGGUGUUUGGACAGUGCUGCUUCAGAAAGUUAUGACCAGCUGUCAAGAUGGACAGCAGACAGACUUGAUGCUGUUGUUAUAUCAACCAACUACAGAUUAGCACCUAAGCAUCAUUUCCCAACUCAAUUUGAAGACGUGUAUAAUGCCUUAAGGUGGUUCUUACGCAAAGAAGUUCUUGCAGAGUAUGGCGUGAACCCAGAGAGAGUUGGUGUCUCUGGAGAUAGUGCAGGAGGGAAUUUAGCUGCAGCAGUGACUCAGCAGCUUUUAGAGGACCCAGAUGUGAAGAUCAAACUCAAAAUCCAGUCUUUAAUAUAUCCUGCCCUGCAGACUCUUGAUCUGGAUUCACCAUCAUAUCAGGAAAAUGCACAGUUUCCAUUUCUAUCCAAAUCAUUCAUGGUCAGGUUCUGGAGCGAAUAUUUUACCACGGACAGGUCGCUGGAGAAAGCCAUGUUUUCCAACCAACACGUUCCUGUGGAAUCCAGUCACCUGUUCAAGUUUGUUAACUGGAGUUCCUUGCUCCCAGAGAGGUUUAAGAAAGGCCACGUUUAUAGCAGUCCACGUCAGGGUAGCUCCGAGCUGGCCAAGAAGUAUCCAGGGUUCCUAGAUGUGAGGGCGGCCCCCCUGCUGGCUGAUGACAGCAAGCUGCGUAGUUUACCCCGGACCUACGUCAUCACCUGUCAGUAUGACGUCCUUCGAGAUGACGGACUCAUGUACGUCACCCGACUUCAGAACGCUGGAGUUAGGGUGACGCAUAACCAUGUCGAGGAUGGAUUCCAUGGAGUAGUUUCAUUUUUGGAUCUUAGAAUUAGUCACAGAAUGAUAAGUCAGUAUAUUAGUUGGCUCAGGGAAAAUCUAUAGUACAACUGGUAUCAAUUACAUAUUUCAAAAAUAUUUUUAAAAUCAAAGAGACCCCAUCUUGG